UGAUUCCAUCUAUGGAUUCCAUAGUCAAUAUCAAUACACAUCACAGGAAGAUGGAAAAAUUAAAUUCAAGUUUUAACCAAUACCGUAUGUGUGAACUCAAUGUUUAUUAGAUUGAAAUGAAACUUGGUAUUUUAUCAGUUUCAGUUGUAACUUGUAAAAUAUAAUAAAUUAAAAGUGAAAGAUACAAACAUUACCUACCUAUCAAGAGGAUAAAAUAUACACACGUUUUUGAUUUUCAACUUCAUUCAACAUUUUGAGCUGGAUCGCCAUUUCAUUUCGUCGUUUCUAUAGUGGAUUAAUCACGACGAAUGUGGGAUAAGACAAACGUGGAACACCGAAAAUACUUUUUGUGUAACUAGUAGUAGGUAAUAAACUGGGUAUUCAUCUUUCAAUUUUGGCGGGAUGUUGGUAUUCGGUAAUCGUUUUGGUUUGUGAUGUUGAAUGGAGUGAUCUGUCAGCUGUCGUGCCUGUCCGUGGCCUGGCCUCCUCGUUUCGUGGAAUCGUGGAUCAUCCUCAAUGACUAUUUUAUGAUAAAUCUUUAGUGCGGUGAACUUACGCGUGUCCAUCCAUGUGGAAUUUCGACGAUGCGCCUCGACUGAGCGUGGAAAUGGAUAGCAUGCGUCCGAACUACGCCGGUUUUGACGCGGGUUCCUUGGAUUCGGUGCAGUGGUCGAGGCGCGCGCCUGCGAGGGUGCUCCGGCGGCGGUGUCGGAGCGAAGGCGUAGACCGGUCGCCGUACGAGGAAGCCAGUCGAGACCUGCACAGCUACUUGGAGAGCACACGCCCCAGUAUACCACCACCGAAAGGCUACACCAACGGUUACGAGUGCCUCGACAGGUACCACGAAUGUGCUUCAGCAGAAAACGGCGCCUACAUAAUGGCUAAUGACAAUGGAUAUUCAGGGUACAAACAAGGAAAAUCAAAAUAUUAUAGAGCAAGUCCGACUAGACCACUAAUAACGACACUUUCCAAUACAAAAGUGGACGAUAGAUUGCCAAAAGUUGAGGAAUUACUGGAAAAGGUAGAUCAAGAAAUGUUGGAAGUUUCGUCAAUAAAGCAGCCAUUGAAAUCAAUACUUAACAAUCCUCUACCGAAAUCCCCACCACACGGGAUACUAAAGAAACCCAAAAGUAAACCGUACUAUGAAAGCAGAAUAAUUGAAGGUCGGAGAAGACAGCGGGCAUCGAGUGAACCAGACAAUGCUUAUUGUAAUUAUCACUUGUCUGCGCCUUUGUCCUAUGAUAGAAACUACUACCACACAAACAAUACAAAAAGGGGGAAGGACAAUUCUGGUGGUUAUCUAUAUGGGAAUACACCCUAUAAUUCUCCGCAAGCUAAACUAAAUUACGUCAACAACACAAGAUGUUCCUGUAAGGACCAAGUUAUAAUAGACGAAUAUAAGAUGCAUGUGCUAAGGACGACCGCUAUCAAUAAUGAUACUAGCAAUGAUAUACCAGUUAUAGUGGAGAGCAAAAGUGGCUAUUACAGUCUUGAUACUCAAAAAUCGGAAUCAAAAACAAAAUCAAGCUCAAAAUUUCAAUCACCCCACAAGGACUCGCACCCCGUUCGGCCGAUCAACUCGGGGCUGGCGCAGACGAAGCCCAAACCCAAAAAGAAACCCAAGCCCAAGGUCAAAGUCAUGAAGACCGUCAACCAGAGCGUUAUAGAUGGAGAGAUUGACGAUUACAACAGCCGCUCUCCGUCGCCGGACGUAGACAGUUGGCAGAUGGACACAGAGACAGACAUACACACAGACACAUCGGACAAACCCCGGACGGACUGCGUCAACAAAAUCACUACUAAACUCAACGGAACCAUAGUGUCGCCCAAGAAGAAUAUUCAAAAAGGUAAAAUAAAUAGCGAUAAAGAUCUUAUAGAAGCGAUGCAUUAUAUAAGCUUACACAAAUCCGGACCGACCACCAAAGACACUCUGCCCGACUCGAUAGCUAGCUGUACACGACCGUCACUGUUCCCGCGGGUGCCGCCAUAUUUAAAAUUCGUCCGACACGACGAGACUUCCCCCCUCAAAAUCCCCCCAGCCAUACAAAAACACCUCAAGUGGAAACUCACCACCAUAACGCCGAUAGUUGUGAAGAAAACGCUAACUAAUUCAGGCUUUAGAUUAAUCAAGAGUGAAUGUGAUACAGCAGAAUGUCCACAAGAAGAAACGUUAGACUGGAUCGGCAUAUGGGGGAAGCACAUGAAAUCCCUAAUGUUCAGAGCGAUCAAAGAGGGGCAGAAGAUGAACCAUUUUCCUGGCACUUUCCAAAUCGGCAGAAAGGACAGGCUAUGGAGGAAUCUUCAGAAGCUAUCAGCUAAAUAUGGUGUCAGUGAGUUCGGGAUUAUGCCCAAAACGUACGUCCUGCCUCAUGAUAUGAAGAUAUUGAAACAUGAAUGGGAGAAACAUGUGGCAAAUGAUGAGAGGUGGAUUAUAAAACCGCCCGCGUCAGCCCGAGGCACCGGCAUUAAAGUGGUGUCCCGUUGGGCCCAGAUACCCAAGAAGAGGCCAGUGGUAGUCCAGCGAUAUGUCAGUCGCCCCUACCUCAUAAACGGCAGCAAGUUUGACCUUAGGUUGUAUGUGCUGGUUACAUCAGUCCAUCCGCUCCGGAUAUACCUGUAUCACGACGGUCUGGCGAGGUUUGCGUCAGUGAAAUACAACGAUGAGUUGUCAUCUCUGAACGACCGCUACAUGCAUUUAACGAACUACUCCAUCAACAGACUGUCCAAAAACUACACGCCAAAUGAAGACUUCGCCGCGUGCGAGGGCCACAAAUGGACACUAGACACACUAUUCCAAUACCUGAAAACUGAAAAAGCAGUAGAUACAGAGGCGCUAUGGGAGUCCAUCAAGGACCUGGUUAUCAAAACAAUAAUAUCUGGAGAAGGAAGCAUAUCGGCCUUAACCAAAGCCAAUGUGGGCUCGCGAUAUAACUGCUACGAAUUGUUCGGUAUAGAUGUGCUGUUAGAUGAGGAUUUGAAGCCUUGGUUAUUGGAGGUGAACAUCUCCCCCAGUCUUCACAGCGCUUCGCCCCUCGACAUCCACGUGAAGGGGCCUCUAGUGUCGACCGUCCUCAACCUGGCGCAGUUCCACGUACCGGCGCGGACCAACUUGGACGCCUUGCAGCCCGGACACGAUUGUAAACUGGACGGAUUGCCGUACGAUAGCAGAUUAUACACCGUGUAUCUAUCAAAAGAAGAGAGGGAUAAACAUUUAAUAUACACCAAUAUAGAAGACAGACAGACGUACCUCCGUGAAAUCCUCAACACUCUGACAUCGGACGACGUGCGUUCCCUCAUCUGUGCGGAGGACGAGCUUAGGGUUUGCGACGGCAUGGAGCGGAUAUUCCCCACGGCGAAUACGCAUCGCUACCUGACAUACCUCGCUGGGCCCAGAUACUAUAACAGGCUUUUCGACGCCUGGGAGACUAGAUAUAGCGGUGAUAGGCAUGCCGGCAUCUCGCUACUGCAACGGCUGUGCGCGACGGGCUACCACCUGGAGGCUCCCCCUGUGCCGCUCAAGGCCAAGUCUGGAUAUAGCGUGGGCAAAGUGACAAUAGCGCUAAGGCGAGCGUACUUGGGUUGUAAGCACGUCGCUCACAGUAAGUGUGUACCGGGCCUUAUGGUCAAAAGGAGGGCCCAAAGUGGAACCUAUAGGGAUGCCACGUAUAGACUGUAUUUUGUCAUAGAAGACGCUACGAAUUAAAAAGUAUAAUUACCUGACUACGGUAUAGUUUUUCAUCUUCAUUUAAACUUAGAUGACAAGGAUAGAUUUUAUAAUUUAUUAUUAAAAUGUCCAUCAACAUGUUAGAUUAAAAACUUUAUUUGUUACUUGGUUAGUAAAACGGUAAACUUGUAUCAAACAAUUAUUUCGUAGGAUAAAUAAUUAUUGUUAUUUGGUAAUAGCUAGCAUUAGAUCCGCCGUGGUCAGGAGUAAAAUGGUGCUAGAAAUAUGUAAUUUAAUAAUAGAGCUAGUAUUUUUACAGUAAGCUCGCAAAAUGUCAUAGUAAGUAAAGGUUUGGUACACGAGUAAAACAAUGUUGCUAGAAAAAAUAAAAUGUUGCUAGACUUAUACGCAUGGAUGGUUCAAAGCUAGGGCCAGUACACACAGAGAUAGGCAUGAGAUGUAGUAAAAGCAGGACUUCCCAACCGAUGGGUCGCUAAGUCUCAAAAAUAAAUUAGGACCAAUAAAAUGAGACCAUUUGUUUAAGGUUUUUUUUUCAACAUUUUAUGAACUGUUGCAGUUUUGUGUUUUAGCAGUUAUAGCUAGAGUUUUGUAGUGUCUGUUAGCAAAAUUUUAUUAGCUUUCUUUCUUGGGUGAAAGGUUGGGAAUCCCUGUCUUAGAGGAGAGUAAGGAAGGCCAAAUUAUUGAAAUGUAGUUAUUUGUUGUUUCUAGUCAGCUAUUCGGGAUUUAGGCAAUGUUUGUGACCUAACACUAUUAUUAUCUUCAUCGUCAUUGUAACAGGUAUUUAAAUGUACGAAUGUUGUGAUAUGUAUUUUUUGUAUUUUUGUAUCUGUAUUAUUGUAAGUGUAUUAAAGGUGUCGGUUUUAGGACCAUAUUGUUAAUUAGUGUUUAUUAUUAUAAGUUUUAUAUUUUUGUAUUUUUAUAAUGUAUUUAUAUAUUGUCUUAAGCUUCCGCAUCAUAUUAAAACUAGCUAAUACAAAUUACACAUACAGUCAAGAAUCCAUUGCAUGAAUUGUUGUUUAUCGUAAGCUCUGUUUGCGGGCCGCUAGUUGGGCUUCUCUGCUUUUUACAUGAUUUACACAUUUUUAAAUAUUGCAAAAUGAAUUUGACAUGUUUGACGAGAGCUUAUGAUGUGCCCCUGAUAAAUAAAAUAAUUAUAAUUUUAAAAUAGGCAGGAAUUUUAU
Aricia agestis (brown argus) is the source of this 4866-nucleotide messenger RNA. Its product is annotated as tubulin polyglutamylase TTLL4-like. The transcript is spliced from 18 exons. The coding region runs from base 569 to 3703 and encodes 1044 amino acids. NCBI's taxonomy places the organism in Eukaryota, Metazoa, Arthropoda, Insecta, Lepidoptera, Lycaenidae. Gene Ontology annotation, biological process: microtubule cytoskeleton organization; protein polyglutamylation. Gene Ontology annotation, molecular function: tubulin binding; tubulin-glutamic acid ligase activity. Gene Ontology annotation, cellular component: cilium. The record is from RefSeq and is a predicted model, not a curated record.